Messenger RNA from Notolabrus celidotus (New Zealand spotty), 828 nucleotides. RefSeq lists its product as uncharacterized. The transcript is spliced from 3 exons. NCBI's taxonomy places the organism in Eukaryota, Metazoa, Chordata, Actinopteri, Labriformes, Labridae. The record is from RefSeq and is a predicted model, not a curated record. Bases 105 to 809 code for a protein of 234 amino acids.
AUAAAAAAAAGCAACAAAAAAAAUGACAAGGAGAUCUAAAAUGAUGAAUGAUAGAUGUAUGAAUGAUGUGGAUGAAUAAGUUUACCAGUUAAUGAAAUUAUAUUAUGUUCAAAUUAAUGAAGGAAAUCUGUGAACUCAUUCCUAUUUUUCUCUUCACAGAAACCUACCCAAAAUCCAGGAUGAGCAUGGACUUCAGAAUACUCAAAAGCAAGACUGGGAAGCCCUAUUCAAAACUCCCACCUCUUCAUGUUGCUAUUUUGUGUAGCAAGGAGGAGGAGAAAACCUUGUCAUGGAGUAUCAGUGGAGAGGGAGUCUCCAAAGGAAUGACCAAAAAAAAACGGGUCAUGGCGAUUACUGAUGGAAAGGAGGUGGAAAGAGUCGUGGUCUUUGAGUCGGUCAGCCUGCAAUUUGUAGAUAAAAAGGGAUACAUGUUGACGGGGUAUGCCCUGAGGGGGGAAAACCCCCCAUUCAGCAUUAAUUUCACAAGAGAAACAAAACUGUUUAGCUCCGUGGGAGUGCCCAUUACCCCUGAUCUGGAGGAGAGAGGAAGGCAGCUCCUCUACCCACCAUCCCUUAAGUGCAGCCUUCGUGCUGCAAGAGAAGAAACUGCAAUGGUUUCAGUUCAGGGGAAGGUCAAAGAGGUCUCCUCAGUGGGAAAAGUCCAGGUUGGGAGGGACUUUGUCCCAAGAAAAACCUUGACUUUGGAACAAGUAAGUUCUCUGUCUUCUCUUUCCAUCGUUCUCUGUCACUCCAAGUCUUCCUCUCCAAGAAAUUAUUUUCUAGCUCCAACUAGGUCUGGUCCAACCUGAAGAAGCCUUACAUACCAAC